Molecule: messenger RNA, 2249 nt
Organism: Colius striatus (speckled mousebird)
Lineage: Eukaryota; Metazoa; Chordata; Aves; Coliiformes; Coliidae
Gene: ELOC
Product: elongin C
Exons: 4
Coding region: 152-490 (112 amino acids)
Biological process (GO): ubiquitin-dependent protein catabolic process
Cellular component (GO): elongin complex
Molecular function (GO): protein-macromolecule adaptor activity
Source: RefSeq, a predicted model, not a curated record
GGAAGCGCCCUGUGACCUUGCCGGAAGCUCUCGGGAGGCAGCUGUGGCCCGACGCGGCGGGGCCCUGCGAGCGGGGCGGAGGAGCGGCGCUGACGGACGCUCCUAUUGCAAAAGCUGCUGUUGAAAAGAAUUUUUUUUUAAUAAGAAGAGAAUGGAUGGAGAAGAGAAAACAUACGGUGGGUGUGAGGGCCCAGAUGCUAUGUAUGUGAAGUUGAUAUCCUCUGAUGGCCAUGAGUUCAUUGUAAAAAGAGAGCAUGCAUUAACAUCGGGAACAAUAAAAGCCAUGUUGAGUGGGCCAGGACAGUUUGCAGAAAAUGAGACAAAUGAGGUGAAUUUUAGAGAGAUCCCAUCCCAUGUCCUAUCCAAAGUAUGCAUGUAUUUCACCUACAAGGUCCGCUAUACUAACAGCUCUACGGAGAUUCCUGAAUUCCCAAUUGCACCUGAAAUUGCACUGGAACUUCUGAUGGCUGCAAACUUCUUAGAUUGUUAAAUAAAAUAAAUUAUAAUUAAAAAAAUGUAAAACUUUUUUCAGUAUUUAAUACAUGUAGUUCAGUUAGUAACUUUUUUCAGAUAGCAUGUUGCGUGUGUGCUGUUGAGAACUGUAAAGUUCACUGCAGAGGCAAUUGCCUUCAGUCCUUUUGCAUAUAGCAGUCAUUCAGUUGAAAUUUGUUUUGCUGCUUACACAAAUAAGGACCUUUUCACAAACUGAGACAAAUAAACAAAUAUGCCAAUUAGUAGAUGGCUAUGCCUUAUCCUUUAGGUGUGAUAGAACUUUCUUUUAAUACAACGACCAUAGAAAAUACUGGAGCUUAGUCUAAUGCUCUCUAAAAGGUAAUUAUAGUUAAAUACGAAUAGCUGUUUAGAGUUUCUAACUUUCUCUUAUUGUUAAAGUUUCUAAACAUCUGAACUUAAUCUCCUUUGUGAGAUAGCUGUCUUUUAGCAUAGCUAUACUAACUAGAUUAGAAGUGCCCUCCCUAAGGUUUGUAUCCUGGCAGCGAUACUCUACUUAGGUUGAAAGUGGAGUAUGUUGGAGAAUGCUUAAGGCUUUUAAUUUAAAUGGUAGUAUAGACCUAAGCAAAGGCAUACUGGGUACUCUUUGUUUUUUCUAACCUAAAUUUUCCCCAUUAGUAACUACAGAUGUUCCAGUCACUUGUCUGUACAGUAAGACUGUGAUUGUACUGAGAGUGGCUUUUAAGGGGAAACAUAACUAUUACAAUGAGUGUAUAUUAUCUUCUGUAUAACAUGUAAGGUUAUUCUUAAUGUAAUAUCACUUGACCUGAUGCGGAUUUUAUAUGGCUUCAGUUACAGUUUAUUUCGAUUGUUGUGAUUGGUUAUGUAAAUUCUGUAUUUAAUCUUUAGAGUAGUACUCAUUUACAUUUUGUAACAUAGCAACAGAAAAGAUAGCAGUUAUCCUAUCUUUUACCUCUUCCUUGAUGUCUCCCUUGUAUUCACAGGAAAAGACCCUGAAAUGUGGAAGUCUUUUAUAUUUGAAGGAAAGGGCAUUAAGCAGAUGUUUAAGGAGCUGUUUUAUAAAUUUCAUAGGUAUUUCCAAUGUUUUUACAAAUAUUUUAGGGGAAAAGAAUUGGCAAGCCACUAACAUAGUACUGAGUGAAACAUGUCUCUUGGUAGUUCCUGCUGGUAGCUCCCUUAUACUAUCAGUCCUGUGUUUUAAACAAGUUUCCAUCAAGGAAAAAAGAAAUUAAACUUGAUACAAGAAGUUGCUUUUUCUUCAGCUGCAUCCUGAAGAACCCUUCUGCCAAAGUCAUGUGUAAAUGAGAAUGAAACCAGUGCAUCGUAAAACAAUGAUGCAACAACUAUGUAGUUAUUUCCAUCAGCUGCAGAUGCUUCAGCUUUUUUGAUCAAGAAGUGGUUGUGGUCUUUCAUGGAAAAAUCCCACCGACAGAUACUGGAACCUCUUUAUUGAUGUGUUAACUCAUGGUGAAUUUAGAAGGCUGAAACUCUCUGAACCUGUUUACCAGUGUAAUUAAAACUUCCAAGAUAUUUUUCUGGACAAAACUAGUAACUUACAUAGACUAUGCAGUCUGCCCAUGGAGGAGUUCAGUUCUGUCAAAUAAAAUUCUACUCUGGGCUUGAACAACGCUUGGUAGACAAGCUGAUGUUUUUCAGUGUGUUGAUAGAUUAGCUGACAUUUACUCACAUCACAUACUUGGGCACAAUUUAUUGUGUUUAAUGUGAGGAUGUUGAUUGACUAGAUUGGUUUUGCACAAUAAAGCUGAAGUGCAUUGCAA